GUAACGGUUCUGGUUCUGUAGCAGAGCCGGUCUCAGUGUGUGAGGAGAACAAGAGUCAAGGUUGAGUGGGUCAUUCCCUCCCCGUGUUGUCAGCUCUAAUAAUAGACCGGGUCGGUUCUGGAUCGGGUUCCUCUGUCAACCCACAAAGGGCUCGUUGGGAGGAAGAGGAGGAGCUCUUUGUUUCUUCCUCACCUCGUCUGUGUCCAGCAGAACCUAUUUUCUAACUACCGGGUCGUUUAAAGAACAGCUCCAGAAGUUCUGGAGGAUCUCCGGGUCUCUGGAACAUUUGUCUGGUCGGUCCGACCCGUUUGACCCGGUUCCAUGCAGCGUUACCAGCACCACGGGGCGGCUCCUGUAGAGGAGAUCCACGCCGAGGGGGGGGAGGUGUGUCAGCAGACAGGAGGCGCUAACGAAGAGGAGGUCCGUCAUCCGGAGGAGCCAGCCGUCCAGAAACCCGAGGGGAAGACGGCUGCUGUGGAGCACAAGAACGGGAAGAGGAGCGACGUUCCGGCUGCAGAAGGAGGUCCCAGGUUCUCCACGUUCUCCUGGUUCGUGGUCCUGGCCCUGCUGGGCGUCUGGAGCUCCGUGGCCGUGCUCUACUUCGACAUCGUGGACUACGACAGCGUCAUCGCCAGAGCUCAGGAGUUCCGCAUGAACUUCUCUGAAGUUCUGCAAGGUAAACUAGCCGCCUACGACACCGACGGAGACGGAGACUUUGACGCGGAGGAUGCCAAAGUUCUGCUCGGAGAGACUUCAGAGGAAGCUGAAACAAACCGAACCAAAGCACAAACCUCAGAUCGUCCGGUCCGAGGCUUCAAGCUGCGGUCGGCUCUAAGAGAUGAGCUGAGGCUGAUCCACGAGAAGAUGGAGGCCAAGAGAAUCGCUCGGAUUGCGUUGGCUGAGAUCAGGGCGCUCUUGGCUGAGGAGCUGGAGGAGAGGGAGGCGGUCUGGGCUCAGAAGAUGAAGGACCUGGAAGCAGCUCAGGAACAACUGAGGGCCAAAAUGAGGAUGGAAGAGGAGAGACUGGAACGGGAGAAGGCUCUGGAGCAGGAAAAGAUCGAGAAGGAAAGACUGGAGAGUGAGAAGGCGGAAAAGGAAAGACUGGAGCGAGAGAAGGCGGAAAAGGAGAGACUGGCAAUGGAAAGGGUGGAGAAGGAGAGACUGGCGGCAGAGAAGGCAGAAAAGGAGAGACUAGCGGCAGAGAAGGCAGAAAAGGAGAGACUAGCAGCAGAGAAGGCAGAAAAGGAGAGACUAGCGGCAGAGAAGGCAGAAAAGGAGAGACUAGCGGCAGAGAAGGCAGAAAAGGAGAGACUAGCAGCAGAGAAGGCAGAAAAGGAGAGACUAGCGGCAGAGAAGGCAGAAAAGGAGAGACUAGCGGCAGAGAAGGCGGAGAAGGAGAGACUGGCAAAGGAAAGGGCAGAAAAGGAAAGACUGGCAAAGGAAAUGGCGGAGAAGGAAAGACUGGCAAAGGAAAGGGCAGAAAAGGAAAGACUGGCAAAGGAAAGGGCGGAGAAGGAGAGACUGGCGAGGGAAAGGGCGGAGAAGGAGAGACUAGCAAAGGAAAGGGCAGAAAAGGAAAGACUGGCAAAGGAAAGGGCGGAGAAGGAGAGACUGGCGAGGGAAAGGGCGGAGAAGGAGAGACUGGCAAAGGAAAGGGCGGAGAAGGAGAGACUAGCAAAGGAAAGGGCAGAAAAGGAAAGACUUGCAAAGGAAAGGGCAGAAAAGGAAAGACUGGCAAAGGAAAGGGCAGAAAAGGAAAGACUGGCAAAGGAAAGGGCAGAAAAGGAAAGACUGGCAAAGGAAAGGGCAGAAAAGGAAAGACUGGCAAAGGAAAGGGCGGAGAAGGAGAGACUGGCAAGGGAAAGGGUUGCUAGAGAACAGAGGGAACGACUGGAACGACAGAGAACAGAAAAAGAAAACACUGAGAGGGAGCGCAUUGCUAGAGAAAGACAGAGAUUAGCCCAAGAAAGGAGACAGAAAGAAACAUUACAGAAGGAGAAAGUCCAGAAUGAAAUAAUUGCUAAGCAGAAAGCAGAGAAGGAAAGAAUAGAACGGGAGCGACUUAGUAAGGAAAGAGAGAGAAUCGCUAGACAGAAAGACCAAGAAGUAAAAGAAAGGAUUGCUAAAGAGAGAGCAGAAAAUGAACGGCUAGAGAGGGAAAGUCUAGCCAAGGAUAAAGCUGACAAAGAAAAGACAGAGAGAGCAACUAAAGACAAGGAAGAGAGGGAGAGAUUAGCUCAAGAAAGAGCUAGACUGGUUGAGGAGAAGAGAUCAAAUAAAGACAUGUCAGUGAUGAGGGAAAAGAUGGGGAGAGAACAAAUGAUGAAGGAACGACAGAAGCAGGAAAGGGAGAAGUUAGAGAGAGAAAGAAUUUCCAGACAGAAAGAGUUGAUGGAGCAACAGCGGCUGGCCAGGGAGAAGGCCAUCCAGGAGAAGAUGAAGGAAAAGCAUCGAAAUGCCACAAACAAUGAUAUAAAGAGACGAGAGCUUCCAGACAGGAAGUACAACACCUCCCAAACACGAGCUCCAGCAGCCGUCAGGAGGGAGAAGAUUGUUGCUGAUGGGACUAAAAAAUGAUGGGACCUGGUGGAUGGUGCCACAGCUCUUUGGUCAUGGAAACAGAUGGAUGAAGGAGCGUGUUCGGAAGCUGAACUCUUGGACUGUAAACAGUUUCACCUGUGUAAGGCUUGUUUGGACACCCACAGGUGUUGUCUUACCUGUAAAUAAGUGAUCAUGUCACCCAUUCCUCUUGUUGUCCCACCUGUAGAAUUGGUAAUCAAGUUACACCAAAUGUACCUAAGGGCAAUUUAGAGAGACUAGUUAACUAAAGCUCAUGUUUUUGAACUGUGGGAGGAAGCUGGAGUACCAGGAGAGAACCCACACAUGUGCAGCGACAACAUCCAAACUCCAUGCAUAAAGACCUAAGGCCGGGGUUCUGACCAAGUCAACAGUGCCAACUGCCCUAUCAGGCUGGGCCAGGUUUAUAUCAUCAGCUGAUACUCCCUGUAGGAUCUCCUUUAUACCCAAGCCUUGAUUUUCUAACCUGUAUUUAACUAUCACUAUGGAGGAUAAUCAUAAAGUUGGUCAAAACAAACAUAAUUCAAUUCUAAACUUUGAUUGUUUCAAACCAGCCAGUCAUGACGGUUGAGAUAUUAUCACCUUGACGAAACCUUAAUGACUCUGAGUGACCUCCACGUUGAUUAGAAUGCAAUUGUCCAAUCAUCAGAUCUCAAAGCGGGAGCAGGACGUCCCCAUAGUGGAGACAGAUAGAUGUACCCCUGGAACAAACCCUUUUGAAUUCUGGUCUGUUAAACUGGACCAAUAAGACGUAAUGGGGCUUGAAAGGGUGAAAGGGAACAGGCCUCUGCUCGUCUACAUCGCCUUCAUACACAAUGCUGUCUUUGUUAAAAAGUUAAAAACCUGGUAAAAACGUGCUGUAUCAUUAACUGUCACACUCGUUCACACAAUCGUUUGGGGAAAACGAUUGUGUUUAACACGGAGCUUUUAGCAGGAUGCUAACACUAGCCUAGCCAGCUGAGGCUAGCAUAAAACGGUCGGAGUAAAGGAGAGCCUCUAUUUCCUCCACAGCAUAGAUUAAUUUAGACAUUACAUCAUACAUUGUCCUCACUCCUUGGAGGUUAUAUGUGAUAUUUCAUUACAACUGAAGUAAUUUAAAAGAAAUUAUAGGCAUGUGUGUUUCUCUGAGCUAGUUUCACACUGAGCUUUUAGCAGGCUGUGCUAAAGCCAGUUAGUGCUAGCCUAGCUAGCUAAGGAUCACAAACAGUGUGAAAGUAACGAUCCUUUGUUAAUAUUCCCAGCUUCAUAAAUAAAUUAACUGAUAAGCCUUCAAACCUAAAUGCAGAGUGGAUGCCAGGCUUAAAAUCAUUUUAAACAAAUUUGAGGAGGAGCACCGUGGCGUGAAGUGUGUUGUUCACAUAACUCUGAAAUGAUGAGUUUUCUCUCUAAGACAAACAAUUCAGGGAUCCUUGACCCUCCCAAAGCUGCUUUGUCCAUGAACAUUUCUGAAAUAUUCUCUGGUAUGAAAACUAACUGACAUAUAGAACUAAAGCUCAUCUUCUGA
Fundulus heteroclitus (mummichog) is the source of this 4081-nucleotide messenger RNA. RefSeq names its product un-named hu7910. Bases 322 to 2577 code for a protein of 751 amino acids. Gene Ontology annotation, biological process: peptidyl-aspartic acid hydroxylation. The transcript is spliced from 7 exons. The record is from RefSeq and is a predicted model, not a curated record. Gene Ontology annotation, molecular function: peptidyl-aspartic acid 3-dioxygenase activity; protein binding. Lineage: Eukaryota; Metazoa; Chordata; Actinopteri; Cyprinodontiformes; Fundulidae. Gene Ontology annotation, cellular component: endoplasmic reticulum; membrane.